AUGGCCAUUGCAAUUGAGAAGGAAAUCACCACCUUGCAAUUAGAAGAAAAGAAGCUUGUUGCGGAGAUAAAAAGAACUGCUAAAAUAGGAAAUGAGUUAUCAAUAUCACCCAGAGGAAGAAUUGCUGGGAAGACAACCGAGGAUGCUAACAGGAUGAAGCGGAAGAGGGAGACCUUUAAUGCCCCUUGCACUAUGGAUGAGGCUUUACGUGUGCGGGCAAGUUCCUUGCUACUUCACACUAUGGAUAGAGUAUCUUCUCUAUAUGUUUCGAGGAUGAAACAGAAGAGGAAAACCUUUAAGGCCCCUUGCACUAUGGAUGAGGCUUUACGUAUGCAGGCAAGUCCCUCGCUACCUCGCACUAUGGAUGGAGCAUCUUCUCUAUAUGUUUUGAGGAUGAAGCGAAAGAAGAAGACCUUUAAGGCCUCUUGCACUAUGGAUGAGGCUUAA
This is a messenger RNA of Camellia sinensis, 447 nucleotides long. The record is from RefSeq and is a predicted model, not a curated record. Lineage: Eukaryota; Viridiplantae; Streptophyta; Magnoliopsida; Ericales; Theaceae.